This is a messenger RNA of Trifolium pratense (red clover), 904 nucleotides long. Its product is annotated as mitochondrial inner membrane protease subunit 2. The record is from RefSeq and is a predicted model, not a curated record. Gene Ontology annotation, cellular component: mitochondrial inner membrane peptidase complex; membrane. Lineage: Eukaryota; Viridiplantae; Streptophyta; Magnoliopsida; Fabales; Fabaceae. Gene Ontology annotation, molecular function: serine-type endopeptidase activity. The transcript has 4 exons. Bases 187 to 687 code for a protein of 166 amino acids. Gene Ontology annotation, biological process: mitochondrial respiratory chain complex assembly.
UUAAACUCGUCAAAAAAAGGUAAAAAAACCCUAAAAUAACAAAAAUCAGCAUCCCCUCCAUAAAAUCGAAUAACAAAAAUUUUCAGCCGCUACCGUUUUGAACUCUAACUUGCCGGAAAAACCCGCCGGAGUUAAUCUUCAGCCACCAGAAACAGUUAUAAAGCUGCCGGAGUUUGACAUAGACAAAUGGGAACAAGAAACUUUGUAUGGAAUUUCACCAAAAAAUUCGUGACAUUUGGUCUCAUUACUGUCACUGUCUCUGAUCGUUAUGUAACUGUUGUUCCUGUUCGUGGUGGCUCUAUGUCUCCUACUUUUAACCCUAAAAGUGAUUCUUUCACAGAUGAUUAUGUUUUGGUGGAGAAGUUUUGCCUUCAGAAGUAUAAGUUUUCACAUGGAGAUAUCGUGAUUUUCCGUUCACCAUCAAAUUACAAGGAGACGCACAUAAAGAGAAUAAUUGCAUUACCUGGUGAGUGGUUUGUUAGUCGUCAUGACCAAGAUGUACAUAAGAUUCCAGAGGGACAUUGUUGGGUCGAGGGAGACAAUGCAGCUUCUAGCACGGAUUCAAAAUCAUAUGGACCUGUUCCUUUGGGUCUAGUAAGAGGAAGGGUUACCCAUGUUGUGUGGCCUCCGCAAAGAAUAGGAGCUGUCAAGAAUACUAAUACACCAGACAAAUUACCUUCUUCAUAGUUGGAUCCUGAUGCUAUUGUCUAACCUUUCAAAGAUUAGGUGCCAUGAAAAGAAUGUCACACCAGAAGUAUAUUAUCUUUUGAUCUCUAAUGUUGUUCCUUUGAUGAGAAAAUCAUUAUUUACUCAAUUGGUCAUUGUGGAGAGAAGUUACCAACCCAUUUGUUGAUUGGAUUUGUAUAAACCAUGAACCUUUAAAUUUUGAUUAUAUUCUAAGCAA